UGUGUUUGCACGUGUGGGAUGCGAGGGAAAAGGUUUUCGAAAUAUAUAUUGUUAGAUUCGGCCCAUAAGCCGUUUGAUAAAAGUGAAUGUUCAGUAUAUUGUGUUCCAAUUUGGAAUUAUGGAAUCUCUAGCAAUAAUGCUAUCAGUUUUAGCGGCUGGAUCUGUAGUCUUCAUAACCGGCUUAAACUUGUAUUUCAAAAUCAGACACAAAUUUCCAAUUCGUGUUAACUGUUGGUUCUGCAACAGUUACACGGAUGUUCCAUAUGGAAACCGCAAUUAUUGGGAUUGCCCGAAUUGUGAACAAUACAAUGGAUUUCUCUCAGAUGGAAGCUACAAUAAGACUAUCCCAGCCCAGCAUGAUGAGCUCUUGAAUCAACCAGUCCAUGCAGUCUCUCCUAGAAAGAAAUCACUGUUGGAUGCAAAUGGAAAUGGGCUGUGUCGAAAGUGCAACAUAAACCAGGAGCUGAAAGUACAACAACUGGCUUUGUUUAUGCCUGUUAACCCAGCACGCUAUGACGAGGAAGUGGAUGAAUUUAGGCGUCAUUUGGAACGUGCGUAUCGCCUUUGCUCCUCCUGUGAAGAGGUCCUUAAAAUGACACUGCAUAAACAGAAGUCCAUGCUUCUUGGUUUCAAGCUGACACAGUUACGUAACUCUUCGUUACAUAAAGGUUUUGUCUCUGUCCUCAAGGCGAGAUGUUUCCAGUUCUACUUAUCGUGGAACCGUGUGGCACGUUACUUUGCUACCGUGUUGGCUGCGUGUCUUGUUCUGGCUGCGUCUGUCGACCUGAACGAUGGACAGCUCCCAUUGUCUAGUCUGGUGCAGAAUUCUACUCUGUGGUGUGCGGUCGAUGUCUCCCCACACGUCGUUAAUCUCGUGCCAGUGACGCUGAUGUACGAGAUACCUCUGACUGCACUUGGUACAGUGACCCAGUUCGUAGUAACCGUGCCAAGGAAACGUGGAAACAUCGGCAUAAUCUGUGUAUGCUUUUGGAUCGUUUUACACGCGCAGUCAUGGCUGAAAAGAUGGGAGAAGUUGGAGGAGUAUAUUAGUUUACUGGAUUUUAGUAUUGUGCACGUUGUUAUUGCCUUCGUGACUCUGUGUGUUUGCACCUUGGAUGCCCUGGUGGCGAGAGGAAGGUACCCUGCAGUUAAAUGUCACAACAUAGCUAGAAAAGGUUGUAGUCGCAACAGUUCUUUGGAAUCAUCCCGUGAUCUAUCUAAUAUUUCUGAUGACGGCCCUACGCCGACAAUACGAAACUGUCAACAGAAACAUGUAAAUAGUUCUUCGUCAUCUCAUGAAGUUGGUGUUAAACUUCCUAAAGUCUGUGAUUUCUACCCCAUUAGCGGCACUUCUGCCCGUACCUCGUCUCAUAUCGAACACUCGCCGUCGACCGUUACGUCCAAUUAUGAAGACAACAACUCAGAAGACUUAGGUCGUGGAUUUGGAAACUUGAAUUUAGGUUCCUCAUCUUAUGAAAAUUGGAUGAGUAGAAAAAACAAUGGCAUUUCUUCAUUUGAGACCAAGGUGUAUGGACAAAAUAGGUGCAAUGAGCUCUUUAAUGGCAGUUUAAGAAACCGAAAGAGACCCAUUAUUAGACCGUCUCAGCUCAGUUUGUGUAAGAAUGUUACCCAGUCAUCGUGGGUAGCUGGAGGGUACUGGCAGUCUCCAGUUCAUGGUAAGGCUCUGCCAUUGACAGGAAAUGAAUCACAAGAGAUGUCUACUGCAACUGCUUUUGCUCCAUUGUCACGAUCAUCCAGCCAGAGCUCAGGAUUUGUCUCGCAGUCGAGUCAGCCUGGCGUUUGUGAUGGAGCUACGAGUCUGCCAAAUUCAUGUACCGGUUCCACUUGUGGUGCAGACUUUGACAGCUUCUCUGCGCUGUCGGAGCCAGUUUGUUCAUACACUGCAGCCCCCACUUACUGCGCUAGAUCAAAGCGCGGUACGUUUGUUGGGACUCCGUACUAUGGAGGACCUCCGGUCUUCACUCACCAAACCUACAGUAUGAUUCCUCAGAUGCCUACUUUCUUGCCAAGCUAUGGAUCUCCACUGCUGCCACAGCCACAGCCUGUACCUUGUUACUAUGCCCCUCAAUCCCCUCGUCCUCUGAGUCCUAUCUGGAACCCGUCUGCAUUUUCUAUUAUACCGUUGAAGCCGCCACACACGCCAGCAGUUGAUGUUCUCAGUCGGUCAAGCAGUCAAAAUUCAAACGACAGUCGAAGCUCGGUGGACAAGUCUUCGACCGAGACUGCUGCGCAGAGACAUCGAACCUUUCUUUCAGCUGUGCGGGAUAAUUUGUUCCUAGCCGUUCUGUUUUUUGUCAGUCUUCUGUUCAAUGCAUUGAUUCUUGUAUGUGUCAUGUUGUGGAAUAGCAGCACAUUGUUUCCUGGGAUACUGUCGUGAUGUUACGGGGAUAGUAUCACACAUAUGACUAAAUUUAUUUUUGGGAGUGUGAAUAUUAGAUGUGUUGCAGCAAAUAAUUAGUCAUAUGCUUCAAUAUUGUAUUUAUAAUACAGUAUUUUAAACACUCCUUAGAUCUUUUGACAAAAGGGUUGAUUUUAUAUUUUGUACAUGUACUUCUUACUGUCUUGAGUGUGGUUUUAAUAAUUUUCAGAAUAUCAGGUAUAAAUUUUGUAUUGUGCGACGGAAAGGGGAGAUAAAAAGCAAACUUACGUAAAGUACAAAGCAUUGUUGAAAUAAGAAUUUAUGUUGCAUGUCUUAAAUACAUUUGGUUCAGGUUUUUGAAGAAAAUGUAUGUGAAUAUGAAAACCACACAAGGUGUUCCUGUUUAUUUACCAAUUAACAAGCUGAUUUUUAUUACAGAAAGAAGUGUGUAACUGUGUCAUCUUCAGGCCUUUCCUGAUUUAAUAUGAAUUAUAUCUUGGAUGGUCGUAUAUUUCCGUUAUUGUUUUAUGUAGUAAUUAGCUUCUUACUUCAUGUUUAAUGUUUUAUUAAGGGUGACAGUCUCUGUCAUGCCAAAUGAAUGUGAGAAGAAAUAUUAAGUGAAAAUAACUUUACAGAACAAUGUCUUUCAGCCACUGCCAUAUAAACCUUUAGAGAAUGGCUUCUUACAUAGUACAGCUGCAGCAUGAACUCCUCGGGCCCGCUGAUUUAGCUCUCGGCAUGCUUAAAUGACCCAGUAAUUAAGUAUGCCAGGUUUCAUUUCAUUCCAGUUACAUUUAUUCUACAGAAGAACUAGAUGUGACAUACUUUGCCACAUGAAUACCAACACUGCCACAAGUAACACGUCUGCUUUGCCACAUCAAACGCUCUGAUUAGACUGUGCAAGUUUAUGCGUUUGAAUUUGUUGUUUAUUCAUUGCCAGUGAAUGUAUUGUUAUAACCUUUGAAGAAACCUAAUUUGUAUGGGAGGAAAAACCAAAAGAUUAUGCAUCAAGUUGAGUGAUUUCAAAUGCUGUCCACGUGAGCCGCAGGCUUGACUGAGUGUUGAUAGUAUUAAACGCCUGCUUGUGUCCAACUUGGUAUAUCGAGGUGAAUACCUUAUCACACAUUUAAUCCUCAGUCCAGUUAUAAUUACUUCGCCAAAUGCGUAUCACCAUGUAGUUUGUAUCUAGUCUGUGUAACAAAAGUUGAGAUAUGCACUAACCUGGAAAAUGUUUCCCUUUUA
Zootermopsis nevadensis is the source of this 3622-nucleotide messenger RNA. RefSeq lists its product as uncharacterized. Gene Ontology annotation, cellular component: nuclear membrane. The record is from RefSeq and is a predicted model, not a curated record. Lineage: Eukaryota; Metazoa; Arthropoda; Insecta; Blattodea; Termopsidae. Gene Ontology annotation, molecular function: actin filament binding; lamin binding. Gene Ontology annotation, biological process: nuclear migration along microtubule.